AUAUUUGCCUACCAUCAUUAAAAAAGUCAAACCGCUGUCAAAUGUAGGGGAUGGUCGAAAAUAAAUAAAUUGUUGAGUUUUAUGAAAAAAUAUUAUAUUUGAUUUGAAUCGAGUGUAUAAUUCUAAAAAAGACAACUUUUAUGAAGUGACGAAAUAUUUUCUGGUCGAUAAUUAAGCUAAUUCAAUUCGUUACACUUAUGACACCUGACGAAAUAUCCUAGGUGAUUAUUGGGUACUUUAUGCAUUUGUGGCUUGAUUCUAUUUUCAAAAAAUUCAAUAAUAUAUUGUGGUUUCGUAAUUGCUGUGAUUUUCACUAGCUGACGUGUGAUUUGUUUGCUUACCAGAUUUUUUGCUAACCUGUACAUUUUGCUGUACCAUAUCUACUUCUACUGUGGUGAUAUCAAAAUACAGAUAUGAAUGCCUCUGAGCAUGGAUUUAAUCCAGCAUUCAAUAUGGCUACAAUUAAGCAAGUAGUCAAUGAAGCCUUUGAAAGGGUUCGUAUGCCCACUCCUAUGAGAUUAAGGGAUCUUAUACGUCAGAUUAGAGCUGCUCGAACUGCAGCAGAGGAGAGGAGUGUGGUUAACAAGGAAUGUGCAUAUAUUCGAUCAACUUUUCGAGAAGAAGACACAGUAUGGAGAUGCAGGAAUAUUGCAAAACUUUUAUACAUUCACAUGUUGGGUUAUCCUGCUCAUUUUGGACAACUAGAGUGUUUAAAGUUAAUUGCAAGUACAAGAUUCACAGAUAAAAGGAUAGGUUAUUUGGGAGCUAUGCUAUUAUUAGAUGAAAGACAGGAUGUACAUCUCCUUAUUACAAACUGUUUGAAAAAUGAUUUAAAUUCGACAACUCAAUUUGUGGUUGGUUUAGCGUUAUGUACCUUAGGAGCUAUUGCUUCUCCUGAAAUGGCCAGAGAUUUAGCAGGUGAAAUAGAGAGAUUAAUGAAGUCACCUAAUGCUUAUGUAAGGAAGAAAGCAGCCUUAUGUGCUUUCAGAAUAAUAAAACGUGUUCCUGAGCUUAUGGAAAUAUUCCUGCCAGCUACUAGAAGUUUGCUAUCUGAAAAAAAUCAUGGGGUGUUGAUAACAGGAGUAACUUUAAUAACUGAAAUGUGUGAAUAUAGUCCAGACACUUUGAAUCAUUUUAGAAAAGUAGUACCAAACUUGGUGAGAAUUUUGAAAAAUCUCAUACUAGCUGGAUAUUCUCCAGACCACGAUGUUUCUGGAAUAAGUGAUCCAUUUUUACAAGUUAAAAUUUUGAAACUUCUGAGAGUCCUGGGUCGCAAUGAUGUCGAUGCUUCUGAAGCAAUGAACGAUAUUUUGGCACAGGUUGCCACGAAUACAGAAACCAGCAAAAAUGUGGGGAACACUAUUUUGUACGAGACUGUUUUAUCAAUAAUGGAUAUCAAAUCUGAAAGUGGUCUUAGGGUUCUGGCUGUGAAUAUAUUGGGUCGUUUCCUUCUAAACAAUGAUAAGAACAUCCGUUACGUCGCCCUGAACACUCUUUUACGCACUGUACACGUCGAUACUUCGGCAGUACAGAGACAUCGAACUACAAUCUUAGAGUGUCUGAAGGACCCGGACGUUUCAAUUCGUAGAAGGGCCAUGGAACUUUCUUUUGCUCUGGUCAAUUCUCAAAAUAUCAAAACGAUGAUGAAGGAAUUGGUAACAUUUCUUGAGAAAGCAGAUCCCGAGUUCAAGGCGCCUUGUUCGUCGAAUAUUGUUUUAGCGGCUGAGAGAUUUGCACCUAAUAAAAGGUGGCAUCUGGAUACUCUGUUGAAAGUACUUUGUGGGGCCGGGAAUUAUAUAAGAGACGAUGUUAUCGCUUCAACAAUUCAACUGAUAUCCGAGAGUACAAAUCAGCAAUCAUAUAUGUCCCUCCAAUUGUACAAAGCUUUGUCACACGAUCUAAUGGAUAAACAACCUUUGACCCAAGUGGCUCUUUGGGCAAUCGGAGAGUAUGGUGAUCUUCUCUUACAAGCUGAAGCUGAUGAAGAUGGUUCUACACCUCCUGCUGAAGAAGACGUUAUUGACAUCUACCAAAGAGUGUUGUGGUCUCCUCAAAGUAGCCCUACAACCAAGCAGUAUGCUUUGAUGUCUCUAACAAAACUCAGUACACGUUUUCAGAGUACCACAGAUAAAAUUCAGCAGAUUAUAAGUUCAUUUUGUUCGAGCUUGCAUAUCGAACUUCAACAAAGAGGUGUUGAAUAUUCACAGCUUUUUGGCAAGUACACACAUUUGAGGGCAUCCCUUUUGGAAAGAAUGCCUCCAAUGGAACUUAUAAGACAGAGCGAUAGUAGGACAAAUGGUGACCUGGAGGAGGAGCCAAGAUCUGAAGAACCUAGUCCGCAGCGUAAUAUUAUAAAGAAUGAAUCGAACGUUUUAUUGGACCUCCUCGGGGCUUCAGAUCCGCUGACAGAUAUUCAGUCUAAUAUGUUGAACGCCCAGCCCAUACAGAGCACUAACAAUCAAGAUCUCUUGGAUCUUCUCGGUGGUUUGGAUACUCCUGUACCACCAAUUACUACCACUCCCAACACAGCCGUCAACUUCAUAUUAGAAAAUAACAACACUAGUUCUUUACCGAUCCUAAACAAUCAGAAUUCCAAUUUCCUCAAUGAGGAUCUUCUCAGUAAUAAUAGGGUUAAUGAAAAUAAUGUGCCUACCUUGAUAGCUUAUGAUAAAGAUGGUCUAAAAAUAGUAUUUACUUUAGAGAAAAUGCCAGACACUGACAUGUUAACUAUUAAUGUGACAGCAACAAACUAUACCUUAUCUACAAUGACUGAUUUUCUAUUUGAAGCAGCUGUUCCUAAGACAUUCCGUUUCAAUAUUUUGCCCCCUUCUGGAACUGUGAUGCAACCAAAUGGUCAAAUUACCCAAGUUUUGAAAAUCAACAAUCAAAAUCAGGCUGUUUUGAAGAUGAGAAUUCGUUUAAGUUAUACAAGUGAUGGUAAACCUGUCCAAGAUCACACAGAAGUUAAUAACUUUCCAUCCGACAUCUGGGUUUGACAAAAAUAUGGAUAGAUCACUAAUUUUCAUAUUAAUUUGAUGAAUUGUUGAUCAUUACUGGGUGUAGAUUGGAAAGGAAUGGUUUAGAUUUUUUUUCCAAUAAAUUAAUUAGGCACAAGUAUCAACACUCCUGUAUAAAUAUUUCAAAUCUAUUCUGAAUACAAAUAUGUAGAUAUAUUCUUUUUAUUCAAUAUUUCUAUUUUCUAACCAUAGUUUUUGGAUUAAACAAAAUUCCAAUCUACACUGGGUUGAUAAUUGUAAAGCCUAUGUUGGACUUCUCUAUUCUUAAUAUUUUCUACAUCUACAGUGAGCCUUUAUUCUGUAAAAGAUGUGUAUAUAUUUAUUGUUGAUUGAAUUUCAAUACAAUGUACUUAAUUUUAUAGUUUGAAUCGUGAUUUGUUACUUUUCUAAGUUAUAAAACUAUUCAAUUAUUCUUGUGAAUCUUUUUAUGAUAUAAAAUUUACUAUUAACUUGUGGCGAUUUUUAUGUUUGAAAUAUUUAUUAUGUUUAGGUAAAUAUAAUAUUUAAUGUAUUUCUUACACUAUGCUUGUUUUGUUGAAGAGAAGGUUAUUUGCGUCCAAUAUAUAGAUAUAUAAAAAAUAAAUUGUAUAUACUAAACUA
Messenger RNA from Harmonia axyridis, 3617 nucleotides. It is a transcript of the gene AP-1gamma, whose product is annotated as AP-1 complex subunit gamma-1. NCBI's taxonomy places the organism in Eukaryota, Metazoa, Arthropoda, Insecta, Coleoptera, Coccinellidae. Gene Ontology annotation, cellular component: AP-1 adaptor complex; membrane coat; Golgi apparatus. Gene Ontology annotation, molecular function: clathrin-cargo adaptor activity. Gene Ontology annotation, biological process: receptor-mediated endocytosis; Golgi to vacuole transport; intracellular protein transport. The coding region runs from base 414 to 2996 and encodes 860 amino acids. The record is from RefSeq and is a predicted model, not a curated record. The transcript has 15 exons.